Molecule: messenger RNA, 1124 nt
Organism: Homarus americanus (American lobster)
Lineage: Eukaryota; Metazoa; Arthropoda; Malacostraca; Decapoda; Nephropidae
Exons: 3
Coding region: 1-306 (101 amino acids)
Source: RefSeq, a predicted model, not a curated record
AUGGGUAUCCAAACGCUACACCCGGAUGUCCCAAAAGGACACCACCAACAUGGGUCAGGUGUCCACGAGGUCAGGCUUCGUCUGCCGCUGGGUGAGAGCCACUUCAAGGAGGGCCAGGUACGGCUCACCUGCUCAGCGUCCUUCCGUAACUUCUACAACCAGAGCUCUGACAUCAUGCUCAAUCGACUGGGUUUCAAGACGGUCGCCCCAUCCCAGAAGCUCUAUGGGACAGGUUCGACGAUGGAGGUCAACGUGGUGAUGCUGGUCCUGGCAUUCAUGGUGACCGCCUCCCUGCUGGUGAUGUAGUGGUGACCGCGUUGUGCACGAGCGUUCAAGCGCGCCAGAGACCGGCGUUCAGUGCCGCCUGAACACGACGUCCAAGACCAUCAAGACGACGCGUUCAGUGGCAUUCGAGGCGAGUGUUUAGUGCCACCUGAACACGGCGCUCAGUGGCACAACCUAAAGACGUUCACUCCCAGCAGGACCAACCAACCCGACCCAGCGUUCAGUGACAUCACCCCAGGAACACCAGUGGCACCAGAAGUUCAGUGGCACUAUGAACAAGCGUUUACUGGAAUUGUUCCUGGGAGUUCGUUGGCACCAGUAACGGGCGUUCAGUGGCACCAAGAACAAACGUUCACUGGCAGCACACCAGGACGAUCAGUGUCACCAAUAAGACCCAGCGAUCAGUGGCAUCAAGAGCAGGCGUUCAGUGGCACCUUAAACCAGCGUUCAGAAUUACUACAACCUGGAGUACAGUGGCACCUUAGUGGCGUCACUCCGGGGAGUUCAGUGCACGGUGUUCAGUGUCCCUAUGGUGAACAAUACAGUGGCAUCACCCCAGGGCGUUCACUGGUGCUCCCAGAUAUCAGUGUUCAAUACCAUAAGGUCACGUAGUUCAGAUUGACCUGUUCUCAACGUUCACCCAACACUCAGUUCAAUGGGAUACACAGAGUUCAACGACUGCAGUGAAACACCAGUGAUAAUCUCAGCUUCCAGUGACACUUGCGUUCAGUGUUAAACAGAACCCAGAGCUCAGUGUAACCAUGACGCAUCGUUCACAGUGUUGCGUUUAGUACCGAAUAACAACCAGCAGCAAUCAGUGUGGUACAGAGUUCACCAAU